Capsicum annuum is the source of this 906-nucleotide messenger RNA. RefSeq lists its product as uncharacterized. The record is from RefSeq and is a predicted model, not a curated record. Lineage: Eukaryota; Viridiplantae; Streptophyta; Magnoliopsida; Solanales; Solanaceae. Bases 1 to 906 code for a protein of 301 amino acids. The transcript is spliced from 3 exons.
AUGACUUCUUCAAAAAUUCAAAAGGAUAUCGUGAGUGCUUGUGCUCAAGAAACCGUGAAAUCUAUAAUUGAUGACUUGGAUGGAGAUUUUCUUGGGAUUUUAGUUGAUGAAUCCAUAGACAUAUCACACCAUGAACAAAUGAUCGUUGCAUUGAGUUAUGUUAACAAAAAAGGUAAAGUGAAUGAGCGAGUUAUUGCUAUUGUUCGUGUUGGUGAUACAUCAGCAAAAACGUUGAAGGAAAUAAUAUGUUCUUUGCUUAUGAGACACUCUUUAAGUGCAUCUAAAAUACGAGGACAAGGCUAUGAUGGGGCUAGUAACAUGCAGGGAGAAAUAAAUGGUCUUAAAGCUUUGAUUUUGCAUGAAACUCCAUCGGCAUAUUGCAUUCAUUGUUUUGCUCACCAAUUGCAAUUGGCACUUGUAGCCGUUGCCAAAAACUAUUUGCUCAUAUUGGUGAUGUCCAAUGAUCUAAGUACAUCAUUACAAAGGAAGGAGCAAGAUAUUGUCAAUGCCAUGACAUUUCUUGACAUUACUCUGAAAAGAUUACAAUUGUUGAGAGAUGAUGGAUGGGAUUCCCUAAUGAAUGAAGUUCAUAAUCCAGCUAAUGCGUUUGCUAAUUUUGAUAAGAAAAAAAUAAUGAUAUUGGCCAAGCAUUAUCCGGAUGAGUUUGGUGAAUCAAAGUUUCGAGAGUUUAGUUACCAACUUGAUACUUUUAUUAUACACAUGCGACGUGGUGAUCCUAUAUUCUCUAAUUUGACAGGAAUUGGUGAUUUGGCAGAAGCAUUGGUUAAUGCAAAUCUUGUGGAGACUUAUUUUCUUGUGUACUUACUUGUGAAGUUGACGUUGAUUUUAUCAGUCACUACUGCAAUUAUAGAGAGCUUUUUCAUCUAUGAAGCAUAUCAAGAAUGA